UUAGGGGUGAAUUUCUAUAGGAUUUGGGGCUGGGGGUUGACCAGGCCUGAGUUAGAGGCUGAUGCCUGGGGCCAGGAUGGGCAAGAAUAGUGGGCAAGACUGUUUGGAGCCUGACUUUGUGUUUAGGAACUGGGGUUGUUAAGGGUACUGAUAUGUGAGUGAGUGUGUGUGUUUAAUAUUUUUAAAAAUGUGUUAUUUUUAGAUAUACCUGACAAUAGAGUAUAUUUUGACAUAUUAUACAUACACGGAUGGCAGAUAUAUUUUUUAAUGAAGAAAUGUUUGAAUUUGCCUUUGUGACUGAAAUUGAGUUCUCUUUCCCCUUGGCCCAAACCAGAGUCCCUUCCAGUAUGGGAUGUGAGGUCUUUUUAGGCUGCAACUCCUUCCUUUGACACAGACUAGGACUCAGCCAAGGCCCUUGGGCCUCCCUGACCCACCUUUUCUCCUCCCAGGUUCCCCAUGUCUGCUGCACCAGGUCUCCUGCACCAGGAGCUAUCCUGCCCGUUGUGCCUGCAGCUGUUCGACGCUCCUGUGACUGCUGAGUGCGGCCACAGUUUCUGCCGCGCCUGCCUGGGCCGUGUGGCAGGGGAGCCAGCAGCGGAUGGCACAGUGCUUUGCCCCUGUUGUCAGGCACCCACACGGCCGCAGGCGCUUAACACCAACCUGCAGCUGGCUCGCCUGGUGGAAGGUCUGGCACAGGUGCCACAAGGCCACUGCGAGGAACACCUAGAUCCUCUGAGCAUCUACUGCGAGCAGGACAGAGCACUAGUGUGCGGUGUUUGUGCCUCUCUUGGUUCACACCGCGGCCACCGCCUGCUGCCUGCGGCUGAGGCCCAUGCGCGCCUCAAGACACAACUCCCACAGCAGAAGCUGCAGCUGCAGGAGGCCUGUAUGCACAAGGAGAAGAGUGUGGCUGUGCUGGAGCAUCAGUUGAUGGAGGUGGAGGAGACAGUGCGUCAGUUCCGGAGUGCUGUUGGGGAGCAGCUGGGCAAGAUGCGGGUGUUCCUGGCUGCGCUGGAGGGUUCUUUAGACCGUGAGGCAGAAAAAGUUCGGGGUGAGGCAGGAGUUGCUUUGCGGCGGGAGCUGGCAGGUUUGAACUCUUACCUGGAGCAGCUGCGGCAGAUGGAGAAGGUGCUGGAGGAGGUAGCUGACAAGCCACAGACUGAAUUUCUCAUGAAAUACUGCCUGGUGACCAGCAGACUGCAGAAAAUCCUAUCAGAAUCACCACCACCUGCACGUCUGGAUAUCCAACUGCCUGUGAUCUCAGAUGACUUCAAGUUUCAGGUGUGGAAGAAGAUGUUCCGGGCUCUGAUGCCAGUGCUGGAGGAGCUGACUUUUGACCCAAGCUCAGCGCACCCCAGUCUGGUGGUGUCUCCCUCCGGCCGCCGUGUGGAAUGCUCCGAGCAGAAAGCGCCGCCAGCUGGCGAGGAUACUCGCCAGUUCGACAAGGCCGUGGCGGUGGUGGCGCACCAGCUGCUCUCCGAUGGCGAGCACUACUGGGAGGUAGAGGUGGGCGACAAGCCUCGCUGGGCUCUCGGCGUGAUGGCAGCGGAUGCCACCCGACGUGGCCGACUGCACGCAGUACCCUCACAGGGCCUUUGGCUGCUGGGGCUGCGCGAUGGCAAGAUCCUGGAGGCGCACGUGGAGGCCAAGGAGCCACGUGCUCUGCGAAACUCUGACAGGCGGCCUUCACGGGUGGGCCUCUACCUAAGCUUCUGUGAUGGUGUCCUCUCUUUCUAUGAUGCUAGUAAUUCCGACGCGCUGGAGCUGCUCUUUGCCUUCCACGAGCGCCUGCCUGGGCCGGUGUAUCCCUUCUUUGACGUGUGCUGGCAUGACAAGGGCAAGAACGCCCAGCCGCUACUGCUUGUGGGGCCUGAUGGGGAGGAGGCCUGAGCCACCUGUCUGGGUGGGAGAGGGGUGCUGGGGUCCUGACCAUAGGAGGC
This is a messenger RNA of Marmota monax (woodchuck), 1940 nucleotides long. It is a transcript of the gene Trim72, whose product is annotated as tripartite motif containing 72. Lineage: Eukaryota; Metazoa; Chordata; Mammalia; Rodentia; Sciuridae. The coding region runs from base 457 to 1890 and encodes 477 amino acids. The transcript has 6 exons. The record is from RefSeq and is a predicted model, not a curated record. Gene Ontology annotation, molecular function: protein binding; zinc ion binding.